UUAUAUGAAGGGCUCGACAUGUCACACUCUAAUUUAGUCGAAGCCACUGCCAUCGCGAUGAAGUUUACUAAUGCAAUGCCACUCUGGUUGGCGGUUGCUAUUCUCGCGAUUUACUCAUCGCCAUCCGAGUCCAAGUCGUUCCCGAAAGCAACUCUAGCUAAACCACCCAUCAACGAUGUAAAACUGUCGAGUUCGAGCCGCGGGAUGCCGGCGUACGCGGAUGAUGACGUCUUCGUGUCGUUGAAAAGUCGAACGGAAUCUUUUUCAGAGUCUCUGAAUCCGUCGUGGGUCAAUUACAGCGAUCCGAAACUGCUGUGGAAUCCGCAAGACAUUCCUUAUUUCAUCGAUCCUAGUUUAGCCAACUACACGCACGUGAUCACCACAUCGAUUUCUAAAUUCUCCGAAGUGUCUUGCUUGCGCUUUCGCGAACUUUAUUCUCACGAAUCCAACUUGUGGCCAAAAGAUUAUCUCUACUUCAACAAUUCGGAAGGCUGCGCUUCUUUUAUCGGUCGUCAAGGUGGCGCCCAACUGAUUUCUUUACAGGCAGAAAGGUGCACAGCCGAUGGUGCUGGUAAAGUCAUGCACUUGAUCCUUCACUCCCUAGGUUUUGGGCACGAGCACAAUCGACCGGAUCGCGACGAGGCCAUCAGAAUUCACUGGCUACACGUCAACGAGACAAAGCGACACUAUCUAAUCAAAUACAAUGGAACUGAUGCGGCCAUGUACAACGAGUCUUACGAUUACGACAGUUUGAUGCACGGAAGUAACACUCUUUUCACAAUCAACUCGUCGCUUGUGACGCUUACAGCUAGAAAUGACUCGAUUUUGGAAUUGGGAAAUCGUGACCAUCUCAGCGAAAAAGAUAUCCGUCGACUUAACGCUCGCUAUUCUUGUUCGAGCACAACGGAGCCCCCAACAGGACAGACUGGCUGCGACCCUACGGCGAGUGCCCCGACUUGUUAUGGCGAAACUCGUCCAACGUUGGCAGAUCCGACGGAUUGCACCAAAUAUUAUGUUUGCCAAGGAUUGGAGCCCAUCCGGAUGCCGUGCCCAGAGGGCUUGUUCUAUAAUCCUUUAAUUUUCGUUUGCGACUGGCCCUGGGCCACCAUUUGCUGCCCAGCGACUAAGCGUCCGAACAGCACAACGAUUUCGCAGAUGGCUAAUACUGAUUAAUCAAUCACGGUCACAUAGUUUCCAAACUUUCUUUUCCUUUUUUUUUACUUUCAAUACGUGCAGCAAAAUCAAUAUCGGUAAAAUGUUAGAUGUGAUUAGAAAUCCAGCCAAUGAGAACGCGUAGGUUAGAACUCGCUUAUUAGUAUUACCUGAUUAUACUUGAUUACUAAACGAAUUCGAUUCCCGAUUAAAAACAGUCAAACCGAUUUCCACCGGAAGUUUGUAAAAAUUUAAUCGAAUACAUGUAACCGCAGUUACCGCACAUUACACAACAACACGUAA
This is a messenger RNA of Daphnia pulex (common water flea), 1455 nucleotides long. RefSeq names its product hatching enzyme 1.2-like. Gene Ontology annotation, cellular component: extracellular region. Gene Ontology annotation, biological process: proteolysis. The transcript has 9 exons. The record is from RefSeq and is a predicted model, not a curated record. Gene Ontology annotation, molecular function: zinc ion binding; metalloendopeptidase activity; chitin binding. Bases 19 to 1173 code for a protein of 384 amino acids. NCBI's taxonomy places the organism in Eukaryota, Metazoa, Arthropoda, Branchiopoda, Diplostraca, Daphniidae.